Mastomys coucha (southern multimammate mouse) is the source of this 1019-nucleotide messenger RNA. It is a transcript of the gene Cst7, whose product is annotated as cystatin F. Gene Ontology annotation, molecular function: cysteine-type endopeptidase inhibitor activity. The transcript is spliced from 4 exons. The record is from RefSeq and is a predicted model, not a curated record. Gene Ontology annotation, cellular component: endoplasmic reticulum; lysosome; Golgi apparatus. Bases 117 to 575 code for a protein of 152 amino acids. Gene Ontology annotation, biological process: positive regulation of myelination; immune response; negative regulation of microglial cell activation. NCBI's taxonomy places the organism in Eukaryota, Metazoa, Chordata, Mammalia, Rodentia, Muridae.
AGCGCUGCUGGUUAAAAUGAUUCAGCAAGAAACCACGCCCCACCAAAGCUAUCCCACCCUGCCCUGGUCCUGGAGCUUUACUUGCCGAGCACUUCUACCCAGCCUUGGCCCACUACAUGUUACCCUUCAUUCACCCAGCCAUGUGGCUGGCCAUUCUGCUUGCCCUCUGCUGCCUAACUUCUGACACCCAUGGGGCACACCCCCCAGAUUUUUGUUCCAAAGAUUUGAACUCCAGUGUGAAGCCAGGAUUCCCCAAAACAAUAAAGACCAAUAAUCCAGGAGUGCUUAAGGCCGCCAGGCACAGCGUGGAAAGGUUCAACAACUGCACAAAUGACAUCUUUUUGUUCAAAGAGUACUAUGUCAGCAAAGCCAUGGUACAGGUGGUGAAAGGUCUGAAAUAUAUGCUGGAGGUAAAAAUCGGUCGAACUACAUGCAGGAAGACCAUGCGCCACCAACUAGACAACUGUGACUUCCAAACCAACCCUGCCUUGAAGCGGACACUAUACUGCUACUCUGAAGUGUGGGUCAUCCCCUGGCUCCACAGUUUCAAGGUGCUUGUUCUCCGCUGCCAAUGACUUCUGUUUCUUCAGCAAGGCUGCAGCUGUGAUAAAUAUACACUCAUGUUUUCCCCACGCCUUACUUUCUACCCCAGCCUGGCCAUCUCAGAUCCUCAGGGCUUGCUUACCAGUGAGCAGACUGACAUGCCAAUGGGUCAUAAGGGGGCUGGGAUGGGAGACUAGUGUCCUCCUCGCCAGAUUAACUGUAUUCACACUUUCUUCUAAAAUUAAUACUUCUGGUGCGACACACCUAGAUUCAGGAUGUGGGCAUGCAAAGAAUCCUUUGAUGACAUUACUGGAGCAUGGGUAGAGCAAAGCAGAUACAGUCAACAAGGAGGUAGUGUGGGAGGCUUCUUGAUGCCUGACUGCAUGAACAGAUUCUAUAUCCAUCUCAUCUACUACCAUCAGACUAUUAUUAGUUGGGGAUGGUUUAUCACAAAUAAAAAGCUGAUCAUCUAAAAG